This is a messenger RNA of Lingula anatina, 1923 nucleotides long. Its product is annotated as dnaJ homolog l(2)tid, mitochondrial-like. Gene Ontology annotation, molecular function: ATP binding; heat shock protein binding. Gene Ontology annotation, cellular component: mitochondrion. The record is from RefSeq and is a predicted model, not a curated record. Gene Ontology annotation, biological process: negative regulation of apoptotic process; response to heat; mitochondrion organization. Lineage: Eukaryota; Metazoa; Brachiopoda; Lingulata; Lingulida; Lingulidae.
GAACAUCCAGCGCGUUGGAUAGACACUAACGCGUGGAAUACCUGUUCUACUUCCGGUGAGAGAUAUGAAGGCAUUACCAUUAUGGCUACCACGAGGGUUGCUUUAACUAGAACAUUCUUGAACAAAAACGUGUGUAAAGUAUGUCCGACUGAAUCAAAAGAGAAUGCCAUAAGAUUUGCCUCAUCACACAGGAACUUUUCGUCUGUACUGUCAGGCUCUCCAGUUUGUCGAUCUUUUGUUUUCUGUGAAACAAAAUCCCGACAUACACAAUGUCGAAAUUUCCAUAGCACAGGACCCACACAUAAGCAAGAUUACUACGAGGUCUUAGGGGUAUCAAAGGGGGCUUCCCAGAAGGAAAUCAAGAAAGCAUACUACCAGCUUGCCAAGAAGUACCACCCUGACACUAACAAAGGGGACAAGAGUUCUGCCAAGAAGUUCCAAGAGGUCGCUGAGGCAUAUGAGGUGUUAGGAGAUGAAAGCAAAAGAAAACAGUAUGACACGUAUGGCAUGUCCGGAGGGCCUGGAGGAGGGAGGGGGCCAGGACAAGGUUUCCAAGGAUUUGAGGGUUACCACUCCAAUGUUGACCCUGAAGACCUUUUCAGAAAGAUAUUUGAAGAUAUGGGCUAUAAGAUGGGAGGCUUUGAUGACUAUCAGGAUUUCACGUCGUCCCCAUUUGGCUUUAGGCCAGCCCAAGAGUACACUAUGAACCUAACAUUUGAAGAAGCGGCCCGUGGGGUAAACAAGGAUAUCAACGUGAACACAGUGGAGGUGUGCUCCACAUGUAAUGGUUCCAAGGCAGAACCUGGGUCAAGUCCGCGUCGCUGCCAUGUCUGCAACGGCACAGGAAUGGAAACCGUCACGACCGGUCCUUUUAUGAUGCGCUCAACAUGCAGGACGUGUCGUGGGACGCGCAUGGUCAUAGAUAAGCCAUGUUCUGCAUGCAACGGCAAAGGUUCUGUGAACAUGAGGAAGCAGGUAACAGUACCUGUUCCUGCAGGCGUAGAAGAUGGACAAACAGUACGAAUGCCAGUUGGCCAAAAAGAAAUAUUUAUCUCAUUUAGGGUCUCCAAGAGUCAAACAUUUCGCCGUGAUGGUGCUGAUGUCCACUCAGACACAUGGAUAAGUUUAUCACAAGCUGUCCUGGGGGGUACCGUGAGGAUCAGAGGGAUUUACGACAGCAUUUUGCUCUCUAUCCCUGAAAAAACAUCCUCCCACACCAAGAUCCGUUUGGCUGGCAAAGGAAUUAGUCGGCUAAAUUCCUAUGGCUAUGGAGAUCAUUAUGUUCAUAUUAAGAUUAAAGUUCCUACAAAGCUGACAGAAGAACAGAAAUCACUAAUGUUAGCCUUUGCUGAAACUGAGGAUGUUGGUGAUGGCACAAUUAACGGAGUAAUACAUGCGAAAAAAGGAAAUAAAGCAGUUAAUGACACAGAAUAUUCACACACGAGAAAAAAGACAGAAGACUUUGAGCCUGAAAAUGAAGAGAUCAAAAAUAAAUUAUGAAAAUGAGAUAUCUGAUACGGGUUUUAUAGAAACGUGUUCCAGGAUAGGAACUGCAUCUGUGAAGGAUAUUUUGGCGACAAAAAUUGAACCACAGAUGUUGAAGAAUUAGACUGGCACAUCAUUCACAAACUCCAUGGAACUGUUUGUUAAGUUAAUGGAAGGAACUUACUUAGUUAUUGUGAAGCAGCAAAAAAAUAUGGAGCACUUGCUGUCUAAUAUAUCGAAAAUUUGAAAUCAAUUAACUCUAUGUGAUGUCCAUAAAAUGUCAUAUUUAGAUAUGUCAUGAUAUCUCAUUUAAAGAAGCAAGUCGUUGUAUAGAGUAUAGAGACAAACAAUAUUCCACAAUUGAGUUACAAUGUCUGUAUUCUCCAUAUAUUGCUUAAAGGCAUUUUUGAUCAUUCUGAAUCUGUUAACCCAGUGCAG